ACGCAGUGAUGCGAACGGUACCGGUAAAAUACAUUUCUUUCCCUACAUUCUACACACUCAAAGUGCUACCGCCUGCUACAACUGCUGGUAGAUACAUUUACUCUAGAGAGUGUACCAGCGACGAUGAGAACGGUGAAGGUAAAAAUAUAUUUUGUUCUGCUUCAUUCUACUCUUUCUUAGGUUUACAGCACUCUACAGUAGGCUGGGCGAUACAUUUGCUCAAAGCUACCGCCGCUUUUAAAAAUGUAAUAUAGCUUUCUACCGCCGUCGAAAAAAAGUAUUCUACCGCUGUACUUUACAUUGUUCGCUCAAAAUGGUAGCGCACGUGUUUACGUUGAACGUUAACAAAUGAUUAUUAUUUAAUAUAUAAACAUUAUGUGUUGACGAUUUUUUUGUAUUUCUCAAGACCAGAUUAUAUUUUAUUUAAAUAGUAGAUCGUUUGAUAUGCUUGAUAAUCUUCCCGAAUGGUGUAAUGAAUUAUUUGUUUUCAAGACCCUUUUUAAAUGAAGAAUUCAAUGCUUUGCUGCGUUGAAACGUACUGAUUAGAUUUUAGCAGAUGAAAAAGUAAACAAAGAGAAACAAUUUACUUUUGUGACCUUAUGAAAUGGUUACGUCGACUUGUCAAUUUUUUCCCUUCAUUAACAGUGAAUGUUGUUGUUCCUGAAAUCCUAUUUUUUCCAAAUCGAUUAGUGAUCGUGAAAAAUGACUGAUUCAUCGAAAAUAAAGCGUUUUUAUCGGGACAUAGCCAAUGAUUGUUAUAAGUGUGAAGGUGAUUUUAUAAUUUGUAACAUCGAUUCUACUCGAAACUGUACGUACAAAAAAUUAAAAAGUAGUUAUGAUCCCGGAAAUUUUGUUAAGCAUUUACGAAAUGUGCAUCCGGAAAAGGCUCUGGAAUACGGACUACUGAAGCAAGGAUAUGCACCAGAAAAGAAAAGGAAAAUUCUUAAAACAUCAAUAGCACUCGACAGACAAGCUGUGGUUGAAUCUUUGGUAAAAAUGGUAUCACUUCAUCACUUGCCCCUAUGCGCCGUUGAAUGGGAAGGUUUUCGAGAACUGCUAGAUCCAAUUUGCGAAGCACUUAAAUUUAAAAUCAAUCGAGACAAUAUCUCCCGCCAUAUUGAACAAUGCGCAGUAAAUAUUAGGGAAAAAAUUGCAGCUGAAAUGCAAGGUCGAUUAAUAUGCAUUAAAGUCGACUCUGCGUCCCGAUAUGGCCGUCAUGUAGUGGGCAUAAAUGCGCAAUAUAAUAAAGAUGAUACUGUGAUUAUUAGAACCCUAGCAAUGAUGGAAGUUAAAUGUCGCCAGACUGGUAAAUUCCUAAAGUCAAAAAUCGAUGAUGUACUGAAGAUGUACGGAGUCGCACAAGAACAACUAUUUAGUGUUACUUGUGACAACGGUGCUAAUAUGAUUGCCGCUGUUCGGGAGAUGCAGAAAGAUGCGGUUGCGUUCAUAGAUGAAGAAGCAGAUGCAGAUGAUGUAUUAUCUGAUCAGUCUAUGUUAGAGUACGAGAAAGAAAUUAGUUUGGUACGUUGUGCAGUGCAUACAAUGCAGUUGGCAGUGCACGACGUUGUUAAAACGUACGAUUCUAGCAUACGUGAAAUUGCUAAAGUAGCCGUAACUUGCCGGCAAAUAAUAUAUAAAAGCUCCUUCGAAAUACAUAAAACUCCAUUGCCACCACUAUUCUCUCGGACCAGAUGGGGAGGAGUUUACAUUAUGCUUGAACAUUUCAAGACACAUGAGCUUUUUUAUAGGGAAAUGGGAAGUUCAUACAACGUACUUGAUCUUGAUUCACAUUGGGAAUUCAUAUGUCAUUAUGUUGAGGCAUUCGAACCCAUUUUUAGGUGCACUAAAGAAAUGCAGUCGAAGCAUGUCAGCUUAUCUUGCUUCUAUAUUCAGUGGCUGAAGGCCAUUAUGGAAGUUAAAAAGAUAGCGUCCAAUGCAUUAACAACAAAAUUAGUAUCUGCUUUAACCGUCAGAUUAAGUGGUUUGAAAACUAGUAUGGUUUUCAAAGCAUGUAUGUUGUUGGAUCCCAGAUUAAAUUAUUUGAAUUCAAAUAUUCUGACUGUGGAGGAUAAACUAGAGACAAGGCAAUUUCUAAUAGCUACAAAUGACCGUCUCUCCAAAAUUCGAAAAAUUGAAAUGAAAAAUGAAAGUAAAUCAACGGAAACAAUCGAAAGUGAUGAGUUCGACACAUUCCUUACCGAAAUGCUAGGGGGAGGAUUACCCAAUACUAAUUGCAGUUCCGUAACAUUACACCAGCAACUUAACGCACUGGAUUUAGAACCGCAUCAAAGUUAUAGCUUUGAUGUUUGGAAGUAUCAGUGGAACGAGCGUUUAGUGCGUUAG
Messenger RNA from Malaya genurostris, 2343 nucleotides. RefSeq lists its product as uncharacterized. Gene Ontology annotation, cellular component: nucleus. Gene Ontology annotation, biological process: regulation of transcription by RNA polymerase II. Bases 703 to 2343 code for a protein of 546 amino acids. The record is from RefSeq and is a predicted model, not a curated record. NCBI's taxonomy places the organism in Eukaryota, Metazoa, Arthropoda, Insecta, Diptera, Culicidae. The transcript has 5 exons.